This is a messenger RNA of Ostrinia furnacalis (Asian corn borer), 2682 nucleotides long. RefSeq lists its product as uncharacterized. NCBI's taxonomy places the organism in Eukaryota, Metazoa, Arthropoda, Insecta, Lepidoptera, Crambidae. The coding region runs from base 439 to 2526 and encodes 695 amino acids. The transcript has 5 exons. The record is from RefSeq and is a predicted model, not a curated record.
UCAACUGUUGCCCUUUUCGUGGCCGUAAAUUUUGUCAAAAUCUGGUGAAUGGAAAAGUAAUAUUUUCACACAAGUGAUCUGACGAACUUUGUAAUUAUGUCCAAAACUGCUUCAAAUAAGUUCAUCGCACUAUGAAUUAACUUUCUAAUUGUUUUGUUCUCAGAGUUAAGUCAGUUACUAUAAAUGAUUUACGGGCAUUAAAUCUUUUGUUUGUGUUAGCGAGUGAAUGUUUAAGUAUCAAUUUUGGGCAGUUUACGAGUACUUUAACUAGUAAUUUUUGUUUUCAAACAUCAGUCUCGGUUGUGAGAGUACUUCGAACUCAUUUAAUAAAGUUAAUGUGUGUGAAAAGUUGUCGAAGUUCCGUGUUUGAGAUAAACAUAGUUCAGAUGUUCUAGACGGUUCUGACAAUGGGUGCAGUUGUUCGCGGUGUUUAAGAGGAUGGAAAGGCUGUCGCAUGACUUAAACCUGGCUCUAGAAGAGAGUAAUUGCGGCCGGCAAGAGCGGCGGAAACUAGGGCUCCGUCGACGCACUAGGUCCGCUGGAAAUUUGCCGGCCGCCGUAGCAGUGAGUUUGGUUGAAGAUGGUAGUUCGAGCAGCCCUCCACAGGCCCCACUCAUCACGCAACCACUAUCAGACUCCGAUGACCCUCAUCUAAACCUGCACAAAUCAAGCAGUAUGAAGUCCAGACAGUAUUGUCAAAUUGGCAAUUUCGAGUCGGACUCGUUUAACGAAAACUUCUCCCCAACAAGACCAGCAAAUGCAAGGAGGAAGAGAAAGUAUAAAAAGAUGCCUGUCGAAUACCCAGAUGGAAAGCGCUCUCCGCCCAUCGAAAUACUAAGUGUUACUACAGAGCCAGCCUUACCAGCUACAAUAAUUAUGCAGACCCAAGGCCUGACGUCAAUUCCACAUAUUACCAAACACAAGCAAGAAAGGAAUGCAUUUUGUGGCAAAAGAAAAUGGUCCCAUAGAGACAAAGGAGACGUAUGUGAAAUGAGAGAAAGAUCAUUCAGCGGAGGAUGUUCAUCCAAGUCAUCAUUCUUUAAAAAUGAUUUUAAAUGCAAGAAGUAUGAGGAAAAGAAACGAAAGGAGUCUGUAUUACAGCCAGGGAAGAUUAUACUCAAGUCUCAAAACGUUGAAGGCAUGGCAUCAUCAUUCACGAACACCCCAUCACUGCCUGGUAGCUCAAGCUUUAACUUUGUGUAUAAAAAUUCCGGAAAGAACGGACCAUUCCUCUCAAAGGUAACUGGGUACAAAAUCACCACAGAUCUACCACCGGUAUUCAGUCCUACAACCAGUACUGGAAAAUAUCAUUCGCGGAAGUUUAAACUCCUGAACAAGUCACACUCUUUGAGGAAUCCUCUAUUGUUCGAGGAUUCGAAUAGCGGCAUGGAUUGCGCGGGAAAUGAAUCUAGUUCGCUCAGCAGCAGUGACUCGGAUGGAGUCGUGACAAAUGACAGCGACAGAGAAGGCGACGAUGAACUGACCGACUGGCCCGGAAUCGAAGAACUGAAAGUGUUCAAUAAAAGCCUCACGUUUAAAUCUUCGAAAUCCGUCAAUAACAACAACAAUAACUCUCCAAAUUCAGUUAACAUGCCUCCACCGAAACGGCUGAAGAAAGAGAAACAUUUAGUGAAAAGCGGCUGGGCGAGUUGUAAGAAUAGAUUUAAAAAGAAGAGGCCUAAAGUUGAUUCGGGAAACGACGAUGACGCUAUGAUGUCCGAUUCAAAAACCGUCGUCGACGUAGAGGACGAGGCGAUUAGCAAAGAGAAUAGGGACAUUUUACAGCCUCACUCGUCGUUUUCCAGUUUUAGCGAUAUAAAGAACGCUGGUGUGUCGGGUCAGAACGCGAAUGAGACGUUUUUUCAGUCCUUUCAGGCGUUUCAGGAGAAAGCCAGUCAGCAAGAGACGUUCAGUCAGACGCCUCGGACAAACUUUUCGUUGCAGAAAACGUCGUCUAGCGACUUGAAUGUUAGCGAGAAAUCGCCACAGAGCGACCAUUAUUACAGUGAGCAUUCCAUGGGCAAUGCCGUGACAGAAGUGAGAGAAAUAAGAGCCGGGUGCAGGAGAAUACGUGAAGAGAGACCAGGUUUCCUUAUCCUGAGCGCUGCGAAUGAACAACUCUCAAAAUUCCUACAAGAUUCUUGCCAAACAGAGCUGAAGCUCCCAAGUUUCCAUGAUCCAGAGGAAAAGGAGAAGUUAGAAUCACUAGCCAAGCUGUAUUCGUUGAAACUGCAAGUGGAAAUGGGCAGGCCAAUUCUAAGAAAGACUAGCAACACAAUGCAGGCGGUGCGCGUUGAACAUUCCUACCACAACUUCCCUACGGACCACAAACGGCGGUGUUACGGCGACGACCAAGACUCCAGUUUGAGUUUGAGCGAGAACUCGGUCAACUCCAUCAACGAUUUGGACGAGCACGACUUAAACGAGCCGAAGCCUGGUACCAGCGACGCACAGCAAGACCUCGUGGACACAUUCUCGCAUACGCACGUCGAUAAGUCCUUGUUGGAUCCAGGUGAUGUAGACUAAAUUUCUUGAUAGCGAAGCAAAUUUUAACAAAUUGAUUAAUAUACGAUAAAGACUUAAAGAGCUGUUUGACAGCAGCAUUAGUUUCUAAAAAUUGUUGGUUAUAGAUCGUUUCAUUCACGAAGACGCGCCCCGCCAUUCUUCCGCUAAUGUUUGAGU